Messenger RNA from Anguilla rostrata (American eel), 2236 nucleotides. Its product is annotated as green-sensitive opsin-1. Gene Ontology annotation, biological process: cellular response to light stimulus; visual perception; phototransduction. The coding region runs from base 119 to 1162 and encodes 347 amino acids. Lineage: Eukaryota; Metazoa; Chordata; Actinopteri; Anguilliformes; Anguillidae. Gene Ontology annotation, cellular component: plasma membrane; photoreceptor outer segment. The transcript is spliced from 5 exons. The record is from RefSeq and is a predicted model, not a curated record. Gene Ontology annotation, molecular function: G protein-coupled photoreceptor activity.
GAAAGGCACACCACAGGACUGGCACACCACAAGAGCUGACAGUCGGAGGAGACCUGACGUCUCUUCUCCCCUCCAUAGAUCUUCUCCCAUCCUUUCUCAAGAGCCCACACAAGCCAAGAUGAACGGCACUGAGGGUAAAAACUUUUAUGUCCCCAUGUCCAACCGGACGGGGUUGGUGAGAAGCCCAUUUGAAUACCCCCAGUACUACCUAGGAGAACCGUGGCAGUACAAGAUGCUGGCUGUCUACGUGUUCUUUCUCAUCUGCUUUGGCUUCCCCAUCAAUGGCCUGACACUGGUGGUAACAGCUCAGCACAAGAAGCUUCGGCAACCUCUCAACUUCAUCCUUGUCAACUUGGCUGUGGCUGGCUUGAUCAUGUGCAUCUUUGGGUUUACAAUAACCUUCUACACCGCCAUUAAUGGCUACUUCGUCUUUGGGCCGAAGGGCUGUGCCGUUGAGGGCUUCAUGGCAACUCUUGGAGGUGAGGUGGCUCUCUGGUCCCUGGUGGUGCUGGCCAUUGAGAGAUACAUAGUGGUUUGCAAACCCAUGGGCAGCUUCAAAUUCACCUCCACUCAUGCUAUUGUUGGUAUUGCAUUCACCUGGAUAAUGGCUCUGUCAUGUGCUGCCCCACCCCUUUUUGGCUGGUCCCGGUACAUGCCUGAGGGAUUGCAAUGCUCCUGUGGACCUGAUUACUACACUCUCAACCCAGAUUACCACAAUGAGUCCUUUGUGAUAUACAUGUUCGUUGUUCACUUCUUUUUGCCUGUCCUCAUCAUCUUCUUCGCAUAUGGCAGCCUGGUUUGCACAGUCAAAGCGGCUGCCGCCACUCAGCAGGAGUCUGCCUCCACCCAGAAAGCAGAGAAGGAAGUGACACGCAUGGUCAUCUUGAUGGUGCUGGGUUUCAUGGUGGCCUGGACCCCCUAUGCUACCAUGACUGGCUACAUCUUCUUGAACAAGGGAGUAGCAUUCAGUCCCCAGAGCAUGGCUGUACCAGCCUUCUUCUCCAAGAGCUCAGCGUUGUACAACCCCAUCAUCUAUGUGCUGCUAAACAAACAGUUCCGUAACUGCAUGCUGACUACCCUCUUCUGUGGAAAGAACCCAAUGGGUGAGGAGGAGACCUCUACAACCAGCAAGACAGAGGUCUCUUCAGUUUCUCCAGCAUAGAAACAUCCCUCUGUCUCCACCUUCACUCAGCUCUCGAAGUUCUCACCCUUUUUAUUAUUUUAUGAACUGUAUCAAAGAAACUUCUAUUUCUAUGAUUUAAUGGAUAUAUGUAUGUUUUUUUAAAUGUAUAUAUAUAUAUUGAUUUGACUUUGAAAUGAAGUGUUGAUAUUUUCAAGAGAUAUGGCAUCCUAUCUUUCAAAUAUUAUAUAAUCAUCUUGCCCUGACCUGUAGCUCUCCAAAGCUCUGGCUUUCUGUUAGCAUAAAGGGAAUUUGUGACAACAGCUUUCUAAGGAACAAAGCAAAAUUAUUUCUUUUUUUACUCUUUUGUUACUUGCUGUUAUGGGAAGCAAUGUCAUUCCAGUUCACAGACAUCUUCCAUGGGUUUGUUGCCUUGCAUAUAGUGAAUGCAGGACAUCAAGCUGAGUCGUUGUACUGUGAUUCUUGCGGUAUCCACUGCUGACACCCCUCCCCCUUUCUAAGCAAUCCCUUUAAGACUGCAUCAGCUCUUGGUCCAGGAUGCAAAGCUAGCAGAGCCUUUUAACAGGAUGGGCAGUGAAUAUCUUCACCUGCACCAAAGAGUGACAAAGAAAGUGGGCAGCACAGGACCUAAAUUAGAGUUAAGGCUCAAUUAGAAUCUACUUCUUGGUGGUUUAAACUCCAAGGCUGAGAAAAUAGAGUCUGCCCACAAACACAGGGGCAGGGCAAACCCAGCAUAAGAGAUACAUGAUGCAGCCUCUUAGCUAAUCUACACGAAACAAGGUAAAGUUGAAGAUCCAGAGCUGGUCUUUUACAUUUUUCAUGUUAUGCCACACAAAUUGGGAGCGUAGUUCGCCACAGCUCAAUGCCCUCUUAGUGGUGAGGCAUUAAGGGAGACUGACAGGUCCACACGCUUGACUCAGAGGACUGCACUAAUGUUUCGGUUGGUUUUGAUGAGGUUUGUGAUUUUAUUUUUGUGUAAUUAUGGGGCUGUCAAUUCUUUUGCUGGCCUGAUCAGACCAUUGAUUGCUGUACAUAUUUUAUAAAUGAAUAUAAAAUAUAGUAGCCUACUAGACUAAUGAAUUCAUGCAUCACAAA